AUGCAUGUCACAGGGCUGAAUACAGAGCUCCAUGAUGAGCCUGGAGCGAGGGAGGGAGGGAGGGAAGGAAGGAAGGGAAGGUGAGGGCACGAGAGGAGAAAGAGAGACUGCUGCUGACUCUGUUUAAACAUGCCUGUCAGCUCGGGCGGUUUGAGGUGUGUGUGUACUACUAGUGUGUGGUUGGAGUGUGUGUACUACUGGUGUGUGUUUGGAGUGUGUGUGUGUACUGCUGGUGUGUGUUUGGAGUGUGUGUGUGUACUACUGGUGUGUGUUGGAGUGUGUGUACUACUGGUGUGUGUGUUUGGGAGGUGUGUGUGUGUGUGUGUGUGUGUACUACUGGUGUUGUUUUGGAUUGUUGUGUGUGGUGUACUACUGGUGUGUGUUUGGGAGUGUGUGUACUACUGAUGUGUGUUUGGGAGUGUGUGUACUACUGGUGUGUGUGUUUGGGAGUGUGUGUGUGUGUGUGUGUGUGUGGUGUGUGUGUGUGUGUACUACUGGUGUGUGUUUUGGAGUGUGUGUGUGUGUGUGUACUACUGGUGUGUGUGUUUGGGAGUGUGUGUGUGUGUGUGUGUACUACUGGUGUGUGUUUGGGAGUGUGUGGUACUACUGGUGUGUGUUUGGGAGUGUGUGUUGUGUACUACUGAUGUGUGUUUGAGGUGUGUGUACUACUGGUGUGUGUUUGAGGUACGUAGGGCUGGGUGAUAUGGCCUAAACCUAUGGGCGAUUCUCAAUAUAAACAGUAUCUCAAUAAAUAAAACAUCUCGAAAUAAACUUUGUUGUACAAUUAAAGGUCAAAUACACUACAUUUCAAACAGUCAGCAAUAAUCUAAUUAGUUCAGGGCUUGUGAAAUUAUACCUAGGCUAAAUAUAAGCCUUCCACAACCAUAAGUUUAAAAUAGUUUUACCUGCUUUUUUGCAAUAAUCACUGAUCUGGCUUAGAAAUCUCUCUAUGAAAAUGCAAUUUCUGAUACAAAUAUAACCAGAACCAUGCAUGCAUAAUGCCCAUUCACUAAUAAUGACUAACUUAUUGUAGCAGGCAUUAUAGAAAAUGAACACAGGUCUCAUAAACAAUCUCUCAAGCACAAGCCCACGUGUUAUUGAGCAGCCAGCAAUUUUUUAAAUUUCAAGUUUAGCCAACUUGGAUCUAUUUGCUAGCUAACAAGGUAGAACAGUUGAAUUGUACUGAACCCACCCUUCUGUCCAUCUCCAACUGUUUGAUGUUGAAAUCAAGUGGCCGACCUUAUUCUCAGCAAAUGGAAUGCGUUGCCAGCUCCUAUAUAAUUGGUGUUUGCUUAUUGCACCAUUUAAAAACAAGAUAGACAGCUAGUGUAAACAGUCUUGGCUAAAAUCCUGCUAGGGUACAGUGGUCGCACACGACAGGAGCAUUAAGUUUUCUUCAGAUUCUUGCAUUUGUUUUAGUAGGUCUCAUAAAAGGAUUGACUAAAACGGUAGUUUUAGGGUAGUAAAAAGGGUUGACUAAACAGGUAGUGAUAAAAAGGGUAGUUGACAUAAAAAGGGUAGUUGACAUAAAAAGGGUAGUUGACAUAAAAGGUUAGUAGAAGUUGAACUACUCCGCUAUUACAGUUAAAUAAUGUCUCAUUGUGUUUUGGUGUCCAUGUGACCGAUUCUGUUUGGCUAAACCUCAAAUGCAAUAGCGAGUUAAAACCUCUUGUCAGAGGAAGAACUGUUGGAGCUAGGAACAUAAGCAUUUCGCUACACCCUCUAACAUCUGCAAAAUAUGUGUACGCUAACAUUGAUUUGAAAAGUGAUUUUUGUUGUUGUUGUGAGUGGCAGGGGGAGGGGCUUGGUGUGUGGGGGAGGGGCUUGGUGUGUGUGUGUGUGUGUGUGUAAAUGGGAAGGUGCACAGAAGGAGCGAAUGAGACGACACCAAAAAGACAACAUGAGAACAAACGGACAAACGCUCAUAAAAACGGAAAAACACAAAAACGAGAUUCUUGCGAAACAGGCAUUUGGAAUAUCGCGCUAAAACAUCAAAUUUAAUCAAUUAAUUUCCUGUUCCUGAUCCUCUCACUGCUUACUGGAAACCAGAUGUGAAAUGAUUCCUAACCUUUUCAAAAAACAUAUUAUUCCUAACCUUUUUAAAAGUUAUUAUUAACACUGUUAACUGUUGGGCUACUCCAGCUCAGCAAGAAUCCGAAUAGUAACAUUCUCUCUUGACUUUAACUUUAAGAUCCUACUCUAAAGUACUUUUUGAUCUAAAAGCAAACCUUGUCCUUGGAAGGUAGUGAAAGGUAACAAAAUGGUUAAAAAAAAUAUAUAUAUAUAUUUAGAAUCUAGAUUGAUGAUUCACACCUUCCCUGUUGAGAAGCACAGUUGAAUAAUGUUUUUGUCAAUACACUAUAAGGAUGACUAUUAAAUUAUCACAACUAAUCAACAGUGUGAUUGCAGUCUAUAAGUAUUUGAUGAAUGCAUAGACAAGUUGAGUCAAAACUAUGACAGGAAAUUACUAUUAAUUUAGUCAACCAUAAUAACUGUUAGUCACCUUUCAUGACUUCAAACACACCUAGAUGAUGUUGCCUAUGUUACACCAUUUACUUCUCACAUGCCACCCUAUCCCCUAUAUAGUGCACUACUGUUGACCAGCAGCCAUAGGGAUCUGGUCCAAAGUAGUGCACUAUAUAGGGAAUAGGGUGCCAUUUGGGACACAGGACAGGUGUUCAGACUGCUACAGACAUUUUGAGUAUUGAGUCUCUUGAUUCCUUGACUGAUAUCAUUGGCUUAAACCUGUCAAACUGGCUAUGUAUUUUAAUAACACCACCUCCCAUGAUCAAGUAUAUCAAGGAUCGUAAAACCUAACAUCAUCUGGAUAGUCAUGGGGAAGACUUGUUGGAAUCCUGAUGUUGACACUUGAAACUAUUUUCCUAUAGGCUAAGGCUAUGCAGGAUUAGUCCCCCCACCCCACAGUGUCUGGCAUAAUAUCAACCAAUAUGUUAACUGUUCAGUACAUAUUCAUAAACUAUUCAUACACUAAUAAAUGAGUUUAUCAUUUUAAGUACUAUACCUUCAUUUAAAGUGUCAGUAGUUGUCCACCAACUGCUUAUACAUUUAGUAUAACAUCAUACUGCUGCUAUUGUAACAGAUGUGGUUGUUUAUAUAGCUUCAUGAGGUAGUCACCUGGAAUGCAGUUCAAUUAACAGGUGUGCCUUGUUAAAAGUUAAUUUGUGGAAUUUCUUUCCUCCUUAAUGCGUUUUGAGCCAAUCAGUUGUGUUUGUGUUAACUUUUAACAAGUCACACCUGUUAAUUGAAAUGCAUUCCAGGUGACUACUUCAUGAAGCUGGUUGAGAGAAUGCCAGGAGUGUGCAAAGCUGUCAUCAAGGCAAAGGGUGGCUACUUUGAAGAAUCUCAACUAUAAAAUAUAUUUUGAUUUAUUUAACACUUUUUUUGGUUACUACAUGAUUCCAUAUGUGUUAUUUCAUAGUUUUGAUAUCUUCACUAUUAUUCUACAAUGUAGAAAAUAGUACAAAUAAAGAAAAACCCUUGAAUGAGUAGGUGUGUCCAAACUUUUGACUGGUAGUGUAGAUUUGACCUUUGUUGUUAAUGAGCAUGACAUUUGAUCCAAUAAGACUCUCAGCUAAAUGUUUACACUUUCAAUCUUCUCAGAUCAGUAGUGUGGAGACAAGGCUGCUUUGUCUAAGCAUCACUGCAGUAUGCUGUAUAGGGACUGACCUAAACCACAGAGCUUUGCUUUAAGUUUAACCAAAGCCACGUACAGUACAGUACAGUGAGUAAGUGUAUGAAUCUUUAGUCAUGUACAGUGAGGGAAAAAAGUAUUUGAUCCCCUGCUGAUUUUGUACGUUUGCCCACUGACAAAGAAAUGAUCAGUCUAUGAUUUUAAUGGUAGGUUUAUUUGAACAGUGAGAGACAGAAUAACAACAACAAAAUCCAGAAAAACGCAUGUCAAAAAUGUUAUAAAUUGAUUUGCAUUUUAAUGAGGGAAAUAAGUAUUUGACCCCCUCUCAAUCAGAAAGAUUUCUGGCUCCCAGGUGUCUUUUAUACAGGUAAUGAGCUGAGAUUAGGAGCACACUCUUAAAGGGAGUGCUCCUAAUCUCAGCUUGUUACCUGUAUAAAAGACACCUGUCCACAGAAGCAAUCAAUCAAUCAGAUUCCAAACUCUCCACCAUGGCCAAGACCAAAGAGCUCUCCAAGGAUGUCAGGGACAAGAUUGUAGACCUACACAAGGCUGGAAUGGGCUACAAGACCAUCGCCAAGCAGCUUGAUGAGAAGGUGACAACAGUUGGUGCGAUUAUUCGCAAAUGGAAGAAACACAAAAUAACUGUCAAUCUCCCUCGGCCUGGGGCUCCAUGCAAGAAAUCACCUCGUGGAGUUGCAAUGAUCAUGAGAACGGUGAGGAAUCAGCCCAGAACUACACAGGAGGAUCUUGUCAAUGAUCUCAAGGCAGCUGGGACCAUAGUCACCCAGAAAUCAAUUGGUAACACACUACGCCGUGAAGGACUGAAAUCCUGCAGCGCCCGCAAGGUCCCCCUGCUCAAGAAAGCACAUAUACAGGGCCGUCUGAAAUUUGCCAAUGAACAUCUGAAUGAUUCAGAGGAGAACUGGAUGAAAGUGUUGUGGUCAGAUGAGACCAAAUCAAGCUCUUUGGCAUCAACUCAACUCGCCGUGUUUGGAGGAGGAGGAAUGCUGCCUAUGACCCCAAGAACACCAUCCCCAACGUCAAACAUGGAGGUGGAAACAUUAUGCUUUGGGGGUGUUUUUCUGCUAAGGGGACAGGACAACUUCACCGCAUCAAAGGGACGAUGGACGGGGCCAUGUACCAUCAAAUCUUGGGUGAGAACCUCCUUCCCUCAGCCAGGGCAUUGAAAAUGGGUCGUGGAUGGGUAUUCCAGCAUGACAAUGACCCAAAACACACGGCCAAGGCAACAAAGGAGUGGCUCAAGAAGAAGCACAUUAAGGUCCUGGAGUGGCCUAGCCAGUCUCCAGACCUUAAUCCCAUAGAAAAUCUGUGGAGGGAGCUGAAGGUUCGAGUUGCCAAACGUCAGCCUCGAAACCUUAAUGACUUGGAGAAGAUCUGUAAAGAGGAGUGGAACAAAAUCCCUCCUGAGAUGUGUGCUAACCUGGUGGCCAACUACAAGAAACGUCUGACCUCUGUGAUUGCCAACAAGGGUUUUGCCACCAAGUAUUAAGUCAUGUUUUGCAGAGGGGUCAAAUACUUAUUUCCCUCAUUAAAAUGCAAAUCAAUUCAUAACAUUUUUGACAUGCGUUUUUCUGGAUUUUUUUGUUGUUAUUCUGUCUCUCACUGUUCAAAUAAACCUACCAUUACAAUUAUAGACUGAUCAUGUCUUUGUCAGUGGGCAAACGUACAAAAUCAGCAGGGGAUCAAAUACUUUUUUCCCUCACUGUAUGUGAUCCCUGCGGGAAUUGAACCCACAACCUUGGGUGUUGUUAGUGCUCUUAUCAACUGAGCGACACAUGACCAUUCACAUGUCAUGAACACAGCGCCCUGAUGCCCUGUAGUGGAGAGAGUUGAUACCAUUCACAACGUUUUACUUCAGUUGGACCGUACUGCUGUUAAUCUAGUUGUGGCCGCUCAGGCUGCGUCCCAAACGGCACCUUUAAAAUAGGCUGUUAUUUCCCAGUCAGACAAACAAACAUGUCUGGUGGCUAAUCUUAUGGAGUGGGAUGUGGGAUGUGGGAUGGCAUUCUACGCUGAUAUUGACCUGAAUGUUUUUUUUUUAUACCGGCAGGCCAGCACUUACAGCACGGAAUAAAGCGGUAACUGGUAACCAUGGUAAUAGUACAGUUGCUUACAACGUUUUAUAGUGAAACACGAUGACAACAAAGCUUGGCAAAGGCAGACACCCCUUACCGCCACUCGGAUGCCUGCCCCUGGUAGUAUGAGUGGAUUGUUAGGUGCUGGUGACGAGGAGUGAUAUUUGAUCGCCAAGGAAACACUCUGUCAUAACCUCCUUUUCAUAUCAACAAUUAUUUGUCUGAGGCUUAUCCUGACGGUCUGAGGUGUAGAAGACCAGUAUCAGUAAGAGGAGAGGAGAUGACCAUGUGAAGUUUGAUCUCAUGACUAUUCCUCAUGGUUGGCAUAGGGAAAGAGUGGUAUAGUGGACUGUUCCCUUUACUACAAAGCAUUGCAUCACAUUGGAUCAUAUGAUGUGAUACAAUCUGCCCAGUGCCCUGCCCACAUUUAUGAUCAGUAGACAUGAAGAUGAUGUUUAAUCUAGUGGUGACGUUCUCUGAUCUCAUUCAUUUUGAAGCUAUCUGGUUGAUUGUAACUGAAUGUAGAGAUAUCAUUACAAGCUAUAUUAACCUUCCGCUUUCUCGCUCCGUCAUUUAUUUAUUCACUACAUUGAUCAUAACACAAUGAAGAUAUCAUUACAAACUCAAACUAGACCUAUGUUCAACUUCAGGGUUUUAUUUUUUUAAUUCACCUUCUCUAUCGUUUACUUCUCUCGUGUCUUUGAACCCUGUCUCUCUCCCUGUUCAAGUGGAGCUCUGCCAGCCAGACCUACUGCAGACUGUAAGCUACUCAGCUGAUAAACCAGAGUUGGCCAGAGGACAGCAGUAAAUAAAGUCAUAAUUUCCUCUUCUGCCGCUCUGUUUUAUCUGAGGCAGAUACUAGGAAGAAGUAGGAAGUGGUUUUGGGCGUCCAGAGAGGAGAUUUCUAGCCUGAGUGUCAGUCUUUUUGUGCCAAAACAUGUUUUGCCUGACGAUGACAACAGAUUUGUCAAGAGCACAAACAGAUCUGGGACUAUACAUUGAGAAACAGCUGAUAUACAGUAUAUGAUUGAGGGCAACAUUUCCCUACCAACUGCAAAAACAAAGUGAGACCACACUGACCUGUACCAAGGUCCAGCUGUAUGACUAUUUAUAACACCUCUUGCUCUUCCAACUGGAGAGGGAAUCCAAAAAUAUGUUGGUAUUAGCCAGGUCACCUCAGUCUCUGUCUGCACUCCUGUAUCCUGUUUCUGUCUGCACUCCUUUAUCCUGUCUCCUGAACUAGCAUCUUCUUCACUCUUCUUUAUAUUCCACUUUGUCCUCUUCAUCGUGUAACGUUUACGAUUACAACAAGCCUUGUAGAUAUCGUAUUGCUGCCUGUCAAUCCUUCCGGUCUCCAUUUCCAUAAUUAUGAGUGUGAAACCACUGUGUUUUUCUUUAUCAACAUACAGUAUAGGACCAGUGAGGAGGGAUAGUACAGGGGUUCCUAAACCUUUUCACUCUGGGCCCCCCUUCCAGCAUUGGGGAACAUCCCGCGUCUAUCUCUAUGGGCACAAGCACUGUUCAUGACACAAACUGUUCACACCUCUGUUGUUGGUGGAGAGAAUUUUGCAGGUUUAAAGCUUAUUUCCUGCAAUUCUACACAUUUUGUCAUGGGGUGCAAAGAAAAGUUUGCCGUUUUUAAAGCAGAUUUUCUUGCAAUUCUAUAAAUUUUGCCAUGUCUAAUAUGUAUUAAUGUGAUAUUUGAGCGCCCAACAGUUUGGGAACCACUGGGACAGUAGAAACAUCAUGUGCAUCCAUCAUCACCCACAUUCUGUUAUUUUCUUUCCCACUAGCAACGCUCUUAGAAAAGAAGGUUCUUCAAUUGUCCUCAUAGUUAUUUUCAUAAGGUUCUCCUAUUUUUGGUGGAACCCUUUCGAUAAUACAAGGUUUUACGUGGAACCAUUUCACCACUAAAAGGUUCUAAAUAGAUGAAAUGUUUUCUAAGAGUGUAGCUAGCUCCCCCACCGUUCUGUACAUGUGUCUCUAGAUCCCUAACAUUCCUGUUGAAUCCAAAUAUUCCAUUCCCUAACCCGUGGAGCUGUCAGGAAUUUUUACAUGUAGCCUUUGUAUGCAGGAGUCGGGGGGAUAUGGAGACGUGGUGGGUGUGUGUCAAAGGCCUCCAUUGUUGGAAUGAGAAGCAGAUGUUAGUGUGGAAUUCUCCUGACUGCAGCAGUUUUUCACGGCUGUGCUUUGAGCGCUGCCUCUUUCUCUCUCUCUGGCUCUCCCUCUCCCUGUCUCUCUCUCUCUCUCUCCAUCCUCUCUUCAUCUCUCCAUGUAUUUGAUCUAAAACUGUUCUUUCGUUCCUCCAGUCUGGCUGUCAGUUUCGGUCUUCCUUCUCUCUCUGUAAUAUUUUAAUUUAUUUCCCAGCCACCCCUCCCUGCCCACUGGUUCUAGUCUCUCUCUGUGUUCCAGGGGAGUUCUGGCCCAACCUCUGUCUAUAGUUCUGGAAGUGUUCAUAUAGGAGCAACCCCACCCCUGUGAUGUCAAACAAGGCGUUGGGAGGGAGAGACGGAGACAUUCAGACAUUUAAAAAUGAUCUCUCUUUCUGUCUCUCUGUCUCAGUGGUGUAAAGUACUUAAGUAAAAAUACUUUAAAGUACUACUUAAGUCGUUUCUUUGGGUAUCUGUACUUUACUUUACUAUUGAUAGUUUUGACAACUUAUACUUUUACUCCACUACAUUCCUAAAGAAAAUAAAGUACUUUUUACUCCCAUACAUUUUCCCUGACACCCAAAAGUACUCGUUACGCUUCGAAUGCUUAGCAGGACAGAAUUAUGGUCCAAUUCACACACCUAUCAAUAUAACUCGUUGUCAUCCCUACUGCCUCUGAUAUGGCGGACUCACUAAACACAAAUACUGUGUCUGUAAAUUAUGUCUGAGUGUUGGAGUGUGCCCCUGUUUGUCCGUAAAUUUAAAAAAAACUAGAAGAUUGUGCCGUUUGGUUUGCUUAAUAUAAGGAAUUUGAUGUAUAGCAUUUACUUUUACUCAAGCAUGACAAUUGAUUACCUUUUCCACCACUGUACUUAAGUAUAUUUAAAACCAGAUACUUUUACUCAAGUAGUAUUUUACUGGGUGACUUUCACUUUUACUUGAGUCAUUUUCUAUUAAGGUCUCUUUACAUUUACUCAAGUAGGACAUUUUUAAGUACUCUUUCCACCACUGCUCUGUUGUAUUUCGGGGUUCCUCUGUGUCGUGGGUCUACCUGCCUCUGAGGCUAGCUUGCCACGUUGACAGAAUUUCUCCGUCCCGGCCGCUAUCCUGGGCUGAAGGCAGGAAGUGGGUCUGUCUCUGUCUGGCUGCUGUGGACACUGCGCUGGUGUUUCAUCACUAUUAGUGAUGGGACGUUCAGCUCUUUUUACUGACUCUGAUCUUUUUUAGAGGCGUUCAGUCAAAAUAACAAAUAUUUUGACUAAUUUCGUUCAUUUUGAAUCAUUACUGCUCAGAGCAUACAAGAACACUUAGUGGCGAACGAUGAACUGAAAACUCGAAAGAAUCAUGAUUCUAAAAGCCUCUUGUUCACAUCGUUAACCAUAAGGGGCUUAUUGGAGCUGUCAUUUGUUUGAAUGAGACUUGUAAACGUGUCUUUUUAAACAAUAUACAUUUGUUGAUUGCUAGGCAUACAAAUACGAUUAUUUCUUGAUACAUUUGUAACAAGGUAUAGUUGUGGUCGCUACCGAACUAGAUUGUGAACGACUCUUGGCGGAAUGGAUUACUUGACUGGCGUGAGGGUGAUAAACACAAUAUUGUUCAAAAUGCAGCCCCCCCAAACGAUUCAUUCUCGAGUUUGUUGAGCAGAGGUUGUGUAAUUCUUGGUUCUACUAAGCUGUGUCCAUCAUAACAUUCAAUGAUCAAUUAAAUUCCUACCUGAAAGUGUAACAGGAUAUGAUUUUAAUAGAGGACACAACAGAGACCACAGCAUUAGACUAACCGCUUUACUUAACAAAAUAAUACAACCUACAGGAUGCUGUUAAUAAGUAAUGGAAUGCUUACCUCACCAAGACAUCUUAUGACCAUAAGGCAUAAUACAAUAAUUUAUAUUAUACAUACAUUUCUAUACACAGUUGGGGUCUCGCACAUAAAGACAAAUAUUUUAUUACAUAAGUAGUUGAUUUAAGUUAUGUCAUAUACUAGAGAGACUAGGAAAAGAAGAGGUCAGACAUGAUGGAUAAUGGUUGUUGUUAACCUGCUCUCUGUGUGUGUGUGUGUGUGUGGUGUGUUUAGUUGUAGAGAAGUAGAGUGAGAGUGAGCGAUCCAAUUAUGUCCAUCUUUCCCCUAAUUUAACCUUCAUGGCAUCACACACACACACACACACACACCUUUUGCUCUGCACUGUAGUGUGGUAUUGGCUGUUCUAUGUUAUCUGGAGCAGCACUUCUACAUGCACUCUGCUGCUGUUGUGUUUUAGACAGGAAGGUAGGGAUGAUUCUACAUCCGUCAUACACACACCCUCCUAGCUCCUGGACAUGGCCCAUCAAAAGCUCUUUGCUGAGUGGGCUCAGCCUGCCUGACAUGAUACACUGCUGCCAGCUGUCAGGGUGGGUUUGUGUGCAUCAGAACAAUUUUGAAUAGGGAUGAAACAGUUGUGUUAUCGCUGCGUCAUUGCACUAAGUAGGGGAAUCAGUUAGUUACACGCAUUGACUUUUAUUUAUAUAUAUACACUAGAUGACUGAUAGGGGGCGCUGUGUUGAAGCCACCGCGCCUCCAUCUUGGCACUCCCCCACCAUUGUACAAAAUAUUUUGGAAGCUAUAGAAAUGCAUGUAUUCUAUUACAGACACCUUAAUGCAUACUUUUAAAUUAUAUUAUGUAAGCUAAACAUAAAAAUAAAAUAAAAUAAAUCCUUAAAGUAUCUGUUUUUUUAUUUUUGCUAAUGUUACUAUCCACACUACAACAACAUUUUUAAAUACAUGUAGUUUUGUCCUUGAAACAUUAUUUAAUUGAAAUACUGUAGAAUUCCAUUCAUUCCUAUGGAGGACUGCUGCUACUGUGGAGUGCCAAAAUGGCCGACCGUUGGCUUCAAAGCCUCUCAAUUGCCAAUGCAUAGCAUCAGCAAUCCAGGGUUUAUAUACAUCACUGGUUGCACGGCACGCCCAUCUCCCUCCCUCCCAGUCACACCAUCGCCAUCAUCAUCAACUACUUUCCUCCAGUUCCCCUCCAGACAGAGACAGACAGACAGGACUCAGUCAGGGGUUACGUUUCAAAAGGCACCCUAUUCCCUAAAUAGUGUACUACUUUCUACUACUUCUCUCUCAAAAGUAGUGCAAUAUAUAGGGAAUAGGGUGCCAUUUGAGACUAAGUCAGGGACUAUGGCAACAUGAUAUUCUCGAUGUUAUAUCACAUAUGACGAAGUCUGUUUUCAGGUACCUACUGAACCAUACUGUACGCUCUUCUCAGAUAUACUCGUCACAGUCAAGCUGUGGAAAAGCUCUGUCCAUUUUGCAGUUUGAUGUUUUUGUUAUUGUUAUAAACUUUAAGGUCAAUUGUUGUUUUUCCAAACUUGUUGGGGGGGAGACGUAUGCCCUUUUAUAUUCCCUGAUAUUUGUAUAAUAUGUUAUUUUAUCUGUUGUUUAUUAUGUGUUGUGUAUUAACUCAUUGGUUUUGGAACCUCUCCUCGGGAACCCCUAGAUGUUUCACAAUGUUUGUUGUAGCCCUGAACUAGCUCCCCUAACUCACCUAAUCAAGGGCUUGGUAGUUGGUUGAAUCUGGUGUGCUAGCUAUGGAAUAGUUCAAAUACAUGGAACGGCUGGGGGUCCCAGAGGAGAGUUUUGAAAACCUCUUAACAAACUCUACAUCACCAUGCAGCAGUGCUAACGUGAUGUCCCCUCCUCUGUCUGUCCUCUACAGUGUGUGGGCCUGCCCUGUGUCCUGGUGCCUCCCAUGUGCUGGCCUGCUGAGGCUGAGCCUGGUGUCUCCUCGCUGGGCUUCGGCUGUAGCUGAACCAGGGCUUCUGCUGGUACUACUGGUGCUGGUGGUGGUGGGUGUCCCACCCCAGGGGCCUGGAGGAGCCCAGUCCGUCCGGGCCGUGGGGCCUCUCCGGACCACCUCCCAGACACACGAAGAUGAACAAGCUGACCAGCUUCCACAACAACAAAGCUAUGCAGGACCGCCGCUGUAUCUGUGUCUUUCUCCCCAACGACGACACACUCAACGUCAUCGUCAAUGUGAGUACUGUGGUAUAGUGUAUUAUCCAAAAGCCAGGGUCAGGAAUGGCAGUAAUUGCUUUAAAACUAGCAAUACCAUUCAUCGUUGUUUCACAGUGCGUCUAAAUGCAGUCUAAAUGACUGUGUCCGAUCUCCUCCUGUACGUCCUGACCCCUAACCCCUGACCCCUAACCUCUUGCUGUGUAUUUGAUCUCUGCUCAGGUGAAGACUUUGUGCCAGGAGCUGCUGGUCCAGGUGUGUGACCUGCUCCGACUGAAGGACUGUCACUUGUUUGGACUCAGCGUCAUUCAGAGUAAGAAUGGUUUACUGUUGUGUGUGUGUGUGUGUGUGUGUGUGUGUGUGUGUGUGUGUUCCUGUCUGUCGUCUGUUGCUGUGUCUGACAUCUCUCACCUCACUGUAACGUCUGUCUGUCUCCCAUCUCAGUCCCCAUCUCAGCCUGACUGACUGGGGCUCAUUGUCUCUGUGGUUAAAGUCGCAGCAUAGUUUACUGAGUGUUAUAUCAGAGCAAUGAGCAGUUAGCCCUCCCUCUGUACAGUCCCAAUGAGUUACGCCUCAAUUCUCCAGAAGUGUGCACUUCUCCCCACACAUUUAAAAGCAUUGGAUUGGUGUGUAUGCGUGGGAUAGAGGGAGUUUCCACCAUAUGUCUUAUACCAGACCAAUGAAGGGAAUUGAACAAGUGUACACCUAGGACAGAAGGGUAGAUAAUUAGAACAAAGAAUUAGACUGUCCUAGGCAGCCUCUGGGGAGCCAUCUCUGUCAAACAGCCAUUCUCCUGACUGGGCUGAGCCAGUCCUUCUGGUGCAAUCUCGCGCUCUCUCUCGCGCGCGCUCUCUCUCGCGCGCGCUCUCUCUCGCGCGCGCUCUCUCUCGCGCGCUCUCUCUCUCGCUCUCUCUCUCUCGCUCUCUCUCUCGCGCUCUUUCUCUCUCUCUCUCGCGCUCUCUCUCUCGCUCUCUCUCUCUCUCUCUCUCUCUCUCUCUCUCUCUCUCUCUCUCUCUCUCGCUCUCUCGCUCUCUCGCUCUCUCGCUCUCUCGCUCUCUCGCUCUCUCGCUCUCUCGCUCUCGCUCUCUCUCUCUCUCUCGCGCUCUCUCUCGCGCUCUCUCUUUCUCUCUCUCUCUCUGUACUCUGUACUCUGUACUCUUUCUCUCUCUUCCUUCCUCUCUCUCACUCUAAUUUAAUUUCAUUCAAAAUACUUUAUUGACAUGGCAAGUUAAAUUACUUAUAUUGUCAAAGUAUACAUAUAACAAAAAUUAUGGGACCAACAGCAAUAAUAAUAGUAGUAGUGGAAAUGGGAUUACCAUUAACAGCAACUACAACAACAAUAUUAAUGAGAAUAACAAUACAUUAAAGCAAUAGUAGUCGACCAGUCUCAACAUGACUGAGAAGACACAUGACAUGGUAUGAAAGCCAAAACAAAACUAAACAGGAAAUAUUAUUGACAUUACAUUGCACUUUUCACUGGCUGUCCCUCAGGUUGUGGCAGGAGAAACAUAUUUGGCUGCCAAAACGGUAUAGUUAUAGUUUCAAAUUCUUUGUACUGAAUUAUUUUGGGAAAGAAAGAUUCUCUUAGGUCUGAGUAUUUGUUACAGUGUAAUAGGAAAUGCAGCUCUGUCUCUACCUCUCCCCUGGUGCAGAGUGAGUGCAGCCUGUCCUCUCUGGGCAGCCAGGUUGGCCUGUGACGACCGAUCUCUAUAGCCAGACUGUGCUCACUGAGUCUGUACCUAGUCAGUGUAUUCCUCAGUUUUCUAUCAGUCACAGUAGUCAGAUACAGUGGGGAGAACAAGUAUUUGAUACACUGCCGAUUUUGCAGGUUUUCCUACUUACAAAGCAUGUAGAGGUCUGUAAUUUUUAUCAUAGGUACACUUCAACUGUGAGAGACGGAAUCUAAAACAAAAAUCCAGAAAAUCACAUUGUAUGAUUUUUAAGUAAUUAUUUUGCAUUUUAUUGCAUGACAUAAGUAUUUGAUACAUCAGAAAAGCAGAACUUAAUAUUUGGUACAGAAACCUUUGUUUACAAUUACAGAGAUCAUACGUUUCCUGUAGGUCUUGACCAGGUUUGCACACACUGCAGCAGGGAUUUUGGCCCACUCCUCCAUACAGACCUUCUCCAGAUCCUUCAGGUUUCGGGGCUGUCGCUGGGCAAUACGGACAUUCAGCUCCCUCCAAAGAUUUUCUAUUGGGUUCAGGUCUGGAGACUGGCUAGGCCAAUCCAGGACCUUGUGAUGCUUCUUACGGAGCCACUCCUUAGUUGCCCUGGCUGUGUGUUUUGGGUCGUUGUCAUGCUGGAAGACCCAGUCACGACCCAUCUUCAAUGCUCUUACUGAGGGAAGGAGGUUGUUGGCCAAGAUCUCGCGAUACAUGGCCCCAUCCAUCCUCCCCUCAAUACGGUGCAGUCGUCCUGUCCCCUUUGCAGAAAAGCAUCCCCAAAGAAUGAUGUUUCCACCUCCAUGCUUCACGGUUGGGAUGGUGUUCUUGGGGUUGUACUCAUCCUUCUUCUUCCUCCAAACACGGCGAGUGGAGUUUAGACCAAAAAGCUCUAUUUUUGUCUCAUCAGACCACAUGACCUUCUUCCAUUCCUCCUCUGGAUCAUCCAGAUGGUCAUUGGCAAACUUCAGACGGGCCUGGACAUGCGUUGGCUUGAGCAGGGGGACCUUGUGUGCGCUGCAGGAUUUUAAUCCAUGACGGCGUAAUGUGUUACUAAUGGUUUUCUUUGAGACUGUGGUCCCAGCUCUCUUCAGGUCAUUGACCAGGUCCUGCCGUGUAGUUCUGGGCUGAUCCCUCACCUUCCUCAUGAUCAUUGAUGCCCCACGAGGUGAGAUCUUGCAUGGAGCCCCAGACCGAGGGUGAUGGACCGUCAUCUUGAACUUCUUCCAUUUUCUAAUAAUUGCGCCAACAGUUGUUGCCUUCUCACCAAGCUGCUUGCCUAUUGUCCUGUAGCCCAUCCCAGCCUUGUGCAGGUCUACAAUUGUAUCCCUGAUGUCCUUACACAGCUCUCUGGUCUUGGCCAUUGUGGAGAGGUUGGAGUCUGUUUGAUUGAGUGUGUGGACUGGUGUAUUUUAUACAGGUAACGAGUUCAAACAGGUGCAGUUAAUACAGGUAAUGAGUGGAGAACAGGAGGGCUUCUUAAAGAAAAACUAACAGGUCUGUGAGAGCCGGAAUUCUUACUGGUUGGUAGGUGAUCAAAUACGUAUGUCAUGCAAUAAAAUGCAAAUUAAUUACUUAAAAAUCAUACAAUGUGAUUUUCUGGAUUUUUGUUUUAGUUUCCGUCUUUCACAGUUGAAGUGUACCUAUGAUAAAAAUGACAGACCUCUACAUGCUUUGUAAGUAGGAAACCCUGCAAAAUCGGCAGUGUAUCAAAUACUUGUUCUCCCCACUGUAGUCUGCCACAAUGUACUGUCUGUUUAGAGCCAAAUAACAUUGACGUUUACGUUGAUUUUUUGUGGUGUCUUUCCAAUAGGUGAUAUAUUUUUUUCUUUUUGAUGAUUUGGUUGGCUUAGAUUUUCUGAGUGCUAUCCUGAGGCUCUAUGGGGUUGGUUUGGGCUUUGGGCAUUGUCUGUCUGUCUCUGUCUGUCUGUCUGUCGUCUUAUGAGCUGAGAGUUUCCCUGCUGAACUGAAAGGUUUGGUUCUUCUAUAAAAGCCCUUGGAGUGGAAAAUAGCAGAGGAAAAGGUCUGACAGGCCAGUAUGUCAGCAUAAAGACUAAGCCCUGCAGUACAGGAGAGGAAGAGGCUUAGCUAGCUGCCUAGUUGCGCUACAGCGAGGGUUGGGUGGGGUGACAGGUAUGUGGGCAGAGUGAUGAUUGGUCAGUACGAGGGGGUGGGUGGGGUGACAGGUGGGUGGGCAGAGCAGGGGGUUGGUACUGGGCUGGGGAUGAAUGGUAGGUAGGGGUUAGAGAGGGGUUGGAGGUAGGGGUUAAAGAGGGGUUUGGUGGUAGGGGUUAGAGGGGGUUGGAUGGUAGGUAGGGUUAAGAGGGGUUGGAUGGUAGGUAGGGGUUAAGAGGGGUUGGAUGGUAGGGCUAGAGGGGUUUGGGGUAGGGGUUAGAGCGGGUUUGGAUGGUGGUAGGGGUUAGAGGGGUUGGAUGGGUAGGGGUUAGAGGGGUUGGAUGGUAGGUAGGGGUUAGAGAGGGGUUGGAUGGUAGGUAGGGGUUAGAGGGGUUGGAUGGUAGGUAGGGGUUAGAGGGGUUGGAUGGUAGGGGUAGAGCUGGAUGUUGGGGUAGGGGUUAGAGAGGGGGUGGAUGGUAGGGGUAGAGCUGGAUGUUGGGGUAGGGGUUAGAGAGGGGUUGGAUGGGAGGGGGUUGGGGGUUGGUAGGGGAUAGAGCUGGAUGUUGGGGUAGGGGUUAGAGUGGGGGUUGGAUGGUAGGGUUAGAGCUGGAUGUUGGGGUAGGGGUUAGAUAGGGGUUGGAUGGUAGGGAUAGAGCUGGAUGUUGGGGUAGGGGUUAGAGUGGGGGUGGAUGGUAGGGAUAGAGCUGGAUGUUGGGGUAGGGGUUAGAGAGGGGGUGGAUGGUAGGGAUAGAGCUGGAUGUUGGGGUAGGGGUUAGAGUGGGGGUGGAUAGUCACUGUUUGCCUUGUGAUUUCGCGCUGUUCAGACAAGCAGCUCAGGAAUGUCCCUAAAUCAGCCCCACUGGUUCCUGGUCAAUAGACCUGUCCUGCAGGGCAUGUGAUUGGCUCAUCUCAUCUGAUGGCAAUCUGACAGAACAACACUGGCUGACUGGCCCUGCUGCAAUUUGCUUUCCUUUGCAGUUGCUUGCAAUUGUCACUGCCUUUAUGUCUGUCAACCUCUAUGUCUGUCUGCUACACAGGAGUCAAUGGGUGACUCAUUCCAUGCAUAUCACCGACCCAGAGACAACUCUGUCAUCAUAAAGUGACUUAAGUUAACCCUUUGUGUUUGUCCCCCUCCAGACAAUGAGCACAUCUACAUGGAGUUGGGCCAGAAGCUGUCUAAGUACUGUCCCAAGGAGUGGAAGAGAGAGGCCAGCAAGGUGAGUCAGUCUACACAACCCAAUAGUACCCAGCAAGCACAUAACGUUCUGAGAACCAUCCCAGCUAGCACAUAACGUUCUGAGAACCAUAUGUUUCUUAGAGCUUGGUGAGAGCGUAGUUGUCCUAUGGUUAAUUUGCAUACAACCUUCCCACAACUUUCUGGGAAAGGUGCAGGAUAGUUGCUUGGCUUUGCUCAGCAAAUUAAAGGAAUUUGACAUUUUUUGUUUGUUUUGGUAUUUCAUUACUAUAAAUUAAUGUUUCCUAAAACUUCAAACAUAGUUACAUUUCAUUUCAAUUUUGGUAAUAUUUUAGGAACGUUCUCCAACUGGUUUGACAUUGGGAAUGUUCUCAUAGUUCAGAGAACAUUAAGAAAUAAUGUUCUUCUUUGGGAAUUUCAGUACUUCAGCAUAACGUUUUCUGCAGGUUUCCUCAUGGUUCUAUUUAAAGUCCUGUUCUCAGAACAUUAAGACAACUCUCUCUAGCCUCUAUCUUGUAAAGUGUGUUGGCUGCGUCCACUAAUUGGGCACACCUGAUCUUAAUGAGUGCUUUUUUCCUUUGAAAUGGGGUCUGUUUGAAUAGACUAAAAUGAACAGCUUUGUAUGAGUUAAAAAAUAACAUGGCAUGCUAGCUUCAUCCUGGUGGCGCAGUGGACUAAUUCCAUGGAUAGAGAACAGAGGAUUAUAGGUUCAAAUCUAACUGAAGCCGUGCAACAACAAAAUGUGUUUGCAUGAUUAAUACCAAAGCAAAUUAAUUUCCAUGUGUCCUAUUUGUGCAUGGAGUUCGAAACAGUUAACCCAAACUAAGCUAGCAGUGUUAUUAAAAGUCUUAUUGAAACAUUCAGUGAAAGCUUUAAGGAAGUUAUAAAAAAAACUAAAAAUAACCUUUUUAAUUUUGUUCACAACAUUUUAGAGAAUGUUCUCAAAACGUUAUUUAAUUACCUUCAAAAACCUAUAAUUUCCGUUCUCAGAACGCUAAUAAAAUCUCCCAGGAAAACAUUCAGGAAACCAUAGUAAAACAUUUUCAGAACCUCCCUGCAGUUUUACCGGUCAGGAAACGUAUUGCUUUGUUCCCAGAACCAAUGGGAAACCAAAAACGUACCUUCCCUCAACUUACAAGGAACCAAAAGUGCUAGCUGGAUAGUAUCGCUCUAGAGACUUGGAGUAUGAAAAGAAAUGGAAAAGCUGCACUCUAAUAGAGCCCCACAGUGGAGGUGUCAUAAUACCCAUAAAACCUAGCGGUCAAACAGGGAAAUGGUUCCAAUUGUUUUUCCACCAUAAACUUUUCCCAUAAGGGAUUUUAGAAACACUUAAAAUAAGGGCUGUGUUUCGUGUAGGCUUACCCUGGUGUGACAUUUUGAUAACCAUGUAAAUCUCUCUCAGUCAAGGUGACUUUUAUCAAUAUAUUCGACUCUCUGGCUCCGAUGCAAUCGUUUAUUUAACAAUCGUUUCGACAGCAAGUUGUCUUUUAUCAGGGUUUCAAGGUUUGCAAGAUUACCCCCAACAGACAUAGUCAAUCUUAAAUUCAAAUAUGUGAGCAACUGCUUUUGAUUUCAUGAUGGAAGUUUGAUUUUAUAUUUAUAGAAUCAAUACACUGUCUUGAUGGUUUGAUUUGCUCUAAAAUAACAAACAUCGUUUUUAAUUUGUAUAUUGAUGUUUUCAGGGUAUCGAUCAGUUUGGGCCUCCUAUGAUCAUCCACUUCAGGGCUCAAUAUUACGUUGAGAAUGGGAGAUUAAUAAGGCAAGUAAUCCCACACAGAUCCUAUAAAUUACUAUUUGAUUCUGUAUGCAAUUCUAUGAGUAAUCUCCUUUUACAGACUUCAGUUUAACAAUCAGAGCCAAGUCUGAUGUAAUUCUGAAUAAGCUGUUUGGAUUGAUAGAUACUGAAACUGCAUGAGUAGAUCUAGUGUGAUGAGAUGUGUUUCUGAGGACAAGGAUAGAAAGAAAGUGAGGGAGCUCAUUGUGGCUUAAUGUCCCAAUGGGGGUGAAAAGGAUUAAGUAAGUACGUUACGAAGGAUAUGUCUUCUCUUGAGGGUUAUGUCUUCUCUUGACCCUCUUCUCUUGAGGGUUAUGUCUUCUCUUGAGGGUUAUGUCUUCUCUUGAGGGUUAUGUCUUCUCCUACUCUACUACAGGCCCCUGAGUAUGGUGAUCUACUGUAGCGGGAUGUGUUGGAAUCAUGAUGUCUUCUCUCUUCACUUCCAGUGACCGCUCAGCCCGGUACUACUACUACUGGCACCUGAGGAAACAGGUGUUGCUGUCUCAGUGUAUGCAGAGAGAGGAGGCCUACUUCCUGUUGGCAGCCUUCGCCCUCCAGGCCGACUUGGGCAACUUCAAACGCAACAAACACUUUGGGAAGUACUUUGAACCUGAGGCCUACUUCCCUCCAUGGGUGAGUAGAUCUGACCUAACCAGUACCACAUGGAGUUUUUCACUGUGCAUCUGCAUUGCUUGAUCUUUUGGGUUUUAGGUUGGGUAUCUGUAAAGCACUUUAUGGCAACUGCUCAUAUAAAAUGGGUUUUAUAAAAUCAAUUUGAUUGAUUGAUUGUGGUUGCCCAGGCAGUAUGAAGCCCUUCCUCUCCCUUCCCCACAGCCCCUCUAACCCUUCAUUGUUUACAGACCUGAAGAUGGGUAUAGCCAGUGUAGUGGUGAAGUUUCCACCAUAUUGCUACAGAUAUGAAAACAUGGAAGGGUUAGGACCAAGGGAAAAGUGGGUAAGGAGUAAAUUGGGACCAGCUAAAUGUAGUCUAGCACACAGCCUGAAUAUAGGCCUGUAGCCUGUUUCAUUCAUCAUUGAGCUCCAACAAUUUGAGACACUCCCUCAUUGGAGCAUGCUGGGAUAGCUGGAUCUAGGACACUAGUUUUAUUUUGGUCCCUGGUAGUGGCAUGCAGCACGCUUGACUCUUGAGAAAUGAUCUGGAUGCGAGCUGGCUAAAUUUGCUGCCUCCCCUCUACUACUCGACAUGGCCCCCCUCCCCUCCCGGACACGACUGUGCCCCACCCCUCUAAUUACCAAACACUUCCUGUGAUUAGCCUGUUGACGUCCCAUUGGUCCCAUCUCCACUUUGAAGCCAGGAAAUUGUUGUACAAUCAGGAAUGGUACAUAAAUACCUCCUCUCAGGGUGUUGUCUAACUAGUUCUGAGUGAGUGACUGGUUCAGGAGAAACGCCCCAGAAAAAUCCUUCUUUAACCGGUCUCCUCCCCUUCAUCUACACUGAUUUUGAAGUGGAUUUAACAAGUGACAUCAAUAAGGGAUCAUAGCUUUCACCUGGAUUCACCUGGUCAGUCUAUGUCAUGGAAAGUGCAGGUGUUCUUAAUGUUUUGUAUACUCAGUGUAUAGGGAAUAGGGUGGACGAUGCCUUUAGUGCCCAGCUGGACGAUGCCUUUAGUGCCCAGCUUGACGAUGCCUUUUGGGAAGUAAUAUCAUUAUGUGAGACAUCUGUCUUCCCCUGGGCGGGGGGUUUCAUCAACCUCCAUUAACCCCACUGGCAAGCCUUCCUUCCUUCUGCCAGUGAGCUGACAUCAGAACCAGCAGCUAGAGUUCACACUCCAAUGAGAUGCUUGUAUGAGAGAAUUCCUUUGUCACCACACUGAAACCAGCCUAUAUGUCUGUCUCUCUCUUCCAGGUGAUAGCCAAGCGAGGCCGAGACUACAUCCUGAGACACAUCCCCAACAUGCACAAAGACCAGUUUUCCCUCACCGCCUCAGAGGCUCAUCUCAAAUACAUCAAGGAGUGUGCCCAGCUGGAUGAUGUCACAGUCCACUACUACAGACUCUAUAAGGUCAGAGGUCAACCUGGACACACACACACACACACAAACACACACACACACACACACACAAUUAACUUACCAAUAAACUUCUAUCUCUUCCCCAGGACAAAAAGGAUGUGGAGGCUUCCAUGACUUUAGGACUGACCUUGCGUGGGAUCCAAAUAUUUCAGGUACAGUAGUAAGGAUGAAGUGGGUGUGAUGGUGGGUGUGAUGGCUAAAUGUGUCUAGGUCAUGUGUUAUUAAUGUGUAUGGUUCAUAUGAUGAUUUAUAUAAUGUUUCUGUUUCUCUCAGAACGUGGGGACAGUGAAACAGCUCCUGUAUGAUUUCCCCUGGACCAAUGUGGGCAAACUGGUAUUUGUGGUGAGUAGAGCCAUGGAGAUGGUACAGUGAGGGAAAAAAGUAUUUGAUCCCCUGCUGAUUUUGUACGUUUGCCCACUGACAAAGACAUGAUCCGUCUAUAAUUUUAAUGGUAGGUUUAUUUGAACAGUGAGAGACAGAAUAACAACAAAAAAAUGCAUGUCAAAUAUGUUAUAAAUUGAUUUGCAUUUUAAUGAGGGAAAUACGUAUUUGACCCCUCUGCAAAACAUGACUUAGUACUUGGUGGCAAAACCCUUGUUGGCAAUCAGAGGUCAGACAUUUCUUGUAGUUGGCCACCAGGUUUGCACACAUCUCAGGAGGGAUUUUGUCCUACUCCUCUUUGCAGAUAUUCUCCAAGUCAUUAAGGUAUCGAGGCUGACGUUUGGCAACUCGAACCUUCAGCUCCCUCCACAGAUUUUCUAUGGGAUUAAGGUCUGGAGACUGGCUAGGCCACUCCAGGACCUUAAUGUGCCUCUUCUUGAGCCACUCCUUUGUUGCCUUGGCCGUGUGUCUUGGGUCAUUGCAUGCUGGAAUGCCCAUCCACGACCCAUUUUCAAUGCCCUUGCUGAGGGAAGGAGGUUCUCACCCAAGAUUUGACGGUACAUGGCCCCGUCCAUCGUCCCUUUGAUGCAGUGAAGUUGUCCUGUCCCCUUAGCAGAAAAACACCUCCAAAGCAUAAUGUUUCCACCUCCAUGUUUGACGGUGGGGAUGGUGUUCUUGGGGUCAUAGGCAACAUUCCUCCUCCUCCAAACACGGCGAGCUGAGUUGAUGCCAAAGAGCUCGAUUUUGGUCUCAUCUGACCACAACACUUUCAUCCAGUUCUCCUCUGAAUCAUUCAGAUGUUCAUUGGCAAACUUCAGACGGCCCUGUAUAUGUGCUUUCUUGAGCAGGGGGACCAUGCGGGCGCUGCAGGAUUUCAGUCCUUCACGGCGUAGUGUGUUACCAAUUGUUUUCUAGGUGACUAUGGUCCCAGCUGCCUUGAGAUCAUUGACAAGAUCCUCCCGUGUAGUUCUGGGCUGAUUCCUCACCAUUCUCAUGAUCAUUGCAACUCCACAAGGUGAGAUCUUGCAUGGAGCCCCAGGCCCGAGGGAGAUUGACUGUUAUUUUGUGUUUCUUCCAUUUGCGAAUAAUCGCACCAACUGUUGUCACCUUCUCACCAAGCUGCUUGGCGAUGGUCUUGUAGCCCAUUCCAGCCUUGUGUAGGUCUACAAUCUUGUCCCUGACAUCCUUGGAGAGCUCUUUGGUCUUGGCCAUGGUGGAGAGUUUGGAAUCUGAUUGAUUGAUUGCUUCUGUGGACAGGUGUCUUUUAUACAGGUAACAAGCUGAGAUUAGGAGCACUCCCUUUAAGAGUUUCCCUCAUUAAAAUGCAAAUCAAUUUAUAAUAUUUUUGACAUGUGUUUUUCUGGAUUUUGUUGUUGUUAUUCUGUCUCUCACUGUUCAAAUAAACCUACCAUUAAAAUUAUAGACUGAUCAUUUCUUUGUCAGUGGGCAAACGUACAUAAUCAGCAGGGGAUCAAAAACUGUUUUCCCUCACUGUAUAUACUAAGAGGUAAGGCUGGGACGAUGCCAGUAUCUCGAUACUCGUUAGUACGUGGCAAGGAAACAAAACACAAAGCAGAUUUAACUGCUUUAGGAAACAGCCCUAAUGUUGGAAACAAACAUAAUUAUAUUGUCAUCCAGUGUCACAUUAAUUUAUUUUCCAAGCUGGUAUCAUCACAGCCCUACUAAGAGUCAUGAAAAUUGUGACUUGAGGUUGAGUCAGAGUCCUGGACUCAACACUACAACACUGAUGUUUAGUGCCCUAAUGUAGUUUAAUGGGUAGAGCAGCCUCUCCCGUACAUCCCUCAUUCCCCUGCUUCCCUCGUUCAUAAAUGUCAGAAGUCCUUAGGCACUUAGAAGGCUCAGGGGAGUCUUUCUCUUUCUGGAAGAUCUGUUAUUUUUUUCACUCAUGAUUCCAGCCGUGACGUCUUUGGAGCUUGAAACCAGUCCUGACUUAUGGCAGUUGUUAGUGAAAGUUCAGCUCUUACACAGACAACAGUUGUGGAAGUAGUGACACAGAGCUCCUCUUCUCUGUUGGGUCUUCUUACCCCUAGCUGCUACAGUCACUUCACUACCAUAAGGCACUGUUCCCCAACUGGCGGGGCCCUCAGGGGAUUUUAUUUGGCACUGCAAUUUUUUAUUCUUGUUUCUGGACAGAAAAUACUGUUAAAACACCAGGAAUUCAUCUCAAAUCGAUUUGAAUUUUGGAAAUCUGUCCCAAAGUAUUCUCACGCAUAAGAGGUGUGUGUGUACACUGAAACAAAAAUAUAAACAUAACAUGCAACAAUUUCAAAGAUUUUACUCAGUUACAGUUAAUCUUGCCAUAUCUUCAAUUUAAGCCUACUAAAAAGUGUGUGCCCUCAGGCCUGGAGGGAAGCAAAAGUUAUUCCCCUACCUAAGAAUAGUAAAGCCCCCUUAACUGGCUCAAAUAGACGACCAAUCAGCCUGUUACCAACCCUUAGUAAACUUUUGGGAAAAUGGUGUUUGAGCAGAUACAAUGCUAUUUUACAGUAAACAAAUUGACAAGACUUUCAGCAUGCUUAUAGGGAAGGACAUUCAACAAGCACAGCACUUACACAAAUGACUGAUGAUUGGCUGACAGAAAUUGAUGAUAAAAAGAUUGUGGGGGCUGUUUUGUUAGACUUCAGUGCGGCUUUUGACAUUAUCGAUCAUAGUCUGCUGCUGGAAAAAUGUGUGUUAUGGCUUUACACCCCCUGCUAUAAUGUGGAUAAAGAGUUACCUGUCUAACAGAACACAGAGGGUGUUCUUUAAUGGAAGGCUCUCCAACAUAAUCCACGUAGAAUCAGGCAUUCCCCAGGGCAGCUAUCUAGACCCCUUACUUUUUUCAAUCUUUACUAACGACAUGCCACUGGCUUUGAGUAAAGCCAGUGUGUCUAUGUAUGCGGAUGACUCAACACUAUACACGUCAGCUACUACAGCGACUGAAAUGACUGCAACACUUAACAAAGAACUGCAGAUCGUUUCAGAAUGGGUAGCAAGGAAUAAGUUAGUCCUAAAUAUUUCAAAAAAUAAAAGCAUUGUAUUUAAAACAAAUCAUUCACUGAACCCUAAACCUCAACUAAAUCGUGUAAUGAAUGUGGAAAUUGUGCAAGUUGAGGAGACUAAAUUGCUUGGAGUAACCCUGGAUUGUAAACUGUCAUGGUCAAAACAUAUUGAUACAACAGUAGCUAGGAUGGGGAGAAGUCUGUCUAUAAUAAAGCGCUACUCUACCUUCUUAACAACACUUUCAACAAGGCAGGUCCUACAGGCCCUAGUUUUGUCGCACCUGGACUACUGUUCAGUCGUGUGGUCAGGUGCCACAAAGAGGGACUGAGGAAAAUUGCAAUUGGCUCAGAACAGGGCAGCACCGCUGGCCCUUGGAUGUACACAGAGAGCUAACAUUAAUGAUAUGCAUGUCAAUCUCUCCUGGCUCAAAGUGGAGGAGAGAUUGACUUCAUCCCUACUUGUAUUUGUGAGAGGUAUUGACAUGUUGAAUGCACUGAGCUGUCUGUUUGAACUACUGGCACAGCUCGGACACCCAUGCAUACCCCACAAGACAUGCCACCAGAGGUCUCUUCACAGUCCCCAAGUUCAGAACAGACUAUGGGAGGCCGACAGUACUACAUAGAGCCAUGACUACAUGGAACUCUUUCCACAUCAAGUAACUCAUGCCAGCAGUAAAAUUAGAUUUAAAAAAACAGGUAAAAAUACACCUUAUGGAAAAUCGGGGACUAUGAAGCAACACGAACAUAGACACAUGCAUACAAACACAUGAUAACAUACGCACUAUACACACAUGGAUUUUGUAUUAUAGGUAAGUGGUAGUAGAGUAGAGGCCAGAGGGCACACACUUAAUAUGUUGUGAAAUCAGUUAUGAAUGUAUUGUAAUGUUUUUAAAAUGUAUAACUGCCUUAAUUUAGCUGAACCCCAGGAAGAGUAGCUGCUGCCUUGGCAGUUCAUCGUUGCGGUGUGUCUAAAAUGGAACUGCUUAGUUUUUACAGCUAGCACAGUGUAAAUAUCAUGACGUCUCUGUGAACCAGUUCCUCUAGUAUAGCUUUGUGUAAUGACAACCUAUACCCUAUAGAUUGAUUUAGUGGUACGGUCAUCAAUGCCACUGUCAUGCCAUGCCACUUAUGAUAAGACAUCCUGUUUUGCUCCGUCUAUGUCCAUGUUUAGCCUUUCUAUUCAUAUAGGAAGACUGAGGAAAGCGUGGAUGUGGUUUACAUGGGGACUAGAGGGGCCUCUUAUGGAAGGGACCAUCGGUCAAACCCUUUUUCUGAAAACAGACUCUCUCUCCACUGCCACUCCACCCUGAGCACGUCAGCCGGCCCGGCGCUGCAGUAGGCAAGAGAGGGAAGAAGGGAUCGGAGCGGAGGGAGGGAGAGAAGGGUGGAGGGACGUGUCAAUAAACACGACCAGAAGUUGUGAUUGUUAGGGAGUGGAUAUGGUUUGGUCUAUUGGCAGGGCCUGAGUUGUGAUGGUCAGGGGCUGGAUAUGGUUUGGUCUAUUGGCAGGACCUGAGUUGUGAUGGUCAGGGGGUGGAUAUGGUUUGGUCUAUUGGCAGGACCUGAGUUGUGAUGGUCAGGGGGUGGAUAUGGUUUGGUCUAUUGGCAGGGCCUGAGUUGUGAUGGUCAGGGGGUGGAUAAGGUUUGGUCUAUUGGCAGGGCCUGAGCUGUGAUGGUCAGGGGGUGGAUAAGGUUUGGUCUAUUGGCAGGACCUGAGUUGUGAUGGUCAGGGGGUGGAUAAGGUUUGGUCUAUUGGCAGGGCCUGAGCUGUGAUGGUCAGGGGGUGGAUAUGGUUUGGUCUAUUGGCAGGGCCUGAGUUGUGAUGGUCAGGGGGUGGAUAAGGUUUGGUCUAUUGGCAGGACCUGAGUUGUGAUGGUCAGGGGGUGGAUAAGGUUUGGUCUAUUGGCAGGGCCUGAGCUGUGAUGGUCAGGGGGUGGAUAUGGUUUGGUCUAUUGGCAGGGCCUGAGUUGUGAUGGUCAGGGGGUGUCUAGGCUUAUUUUCCACCAUAAUUUGCAAAUAAAUUCAUUAAAAUCCUACAAUGUGAUUUCCUGGAUUUUUUCCCCUAAUUUUGUCUGUCAUAGUUGACAUGUACCUAUGAUGAAAAUUACAGGCCUCUCUCAUCUUUUUAAGUGGGAGAACUUGCACAAUUGGUGGCUGACUAAAUACUUUUUUCCCCCACUGUAUGUAUGUGUGUGUGUGUGUGUGUGUGUGUGUGUGUGUGUGUGUGUGUGUGUGUGUGUGUGUGUGUGUGUGUGUGUGUGUGUGUGUGUGUGUGUGUGUGUGUGUGUGUGUGUGUGUGUGUGUGUGUGUGUGUGUGUGUGUGUGUGUGUGUGUGUGUGGUGUGUGUGUGUGUGUGUGUGUGUGUGUGUGGUGUGUGUGUGUGUGUGUGUGUGUGUGUGUGUGUGUGUGUGUGUGUGUACAGUCAUGGUUAAAAGAGAAUGACACAAAUAUAAAUGUUCACAAAGUCUGCUGCCUCAGUUUUUAUGAUGGCAAUUUGCAUAUACUCCAGAAUGUUAUGAAGAGUGAUCAGAUGAAUUGCAAAGUCCCUCUUUGCCAUGAAAUUUAACUUAAUCCCAAAAAAACAUUGCUACUGCAUUUCAGUAUGAAAAUGUAUGCACUCACUAACUGUAAGUCGCUCUGGAUAAGAGCGUCUGCUAAAUGACUAAAAUGUAAAUGUUAAAUUUCAGCCCUGCCACAAAAGGACCAGCUGACAUGUCAGUGAUUCUCUCGUUAACACAGGUGAGAGUGUUGACGAGGACAAGGCUGGAGAUCACUCUGUCAUGCUGAUUGAGUUAGAAUAACAGACUGGAAGCUUGAAAUCAUUGUUCUUCCUCUGUUAACCAUGGUCACCUGCAUGGAAACACGUGCCGUCAUCAUUGCUUUGCACAAAAAGGGCUUCACAGGCAAGGAUAUUGCUGCUAGUAAGAUUGCACCUAAAUCAACCAUUUAUCGGAUCAUCAAAAACUUCAAGGAGAGAGGUUCAAUUGUUGCGAAUAAGGCUUCAAGGCGCCCAAAAAAGUCCAGCAAGCGCCAGGACCGUUUCCUAAAGUUGAUUCAGCUGCGGGAUCGGGGAACCACCAGUGCAGAGGUUGCUCAGGAAUGGCAGCAGGCAGGUGUGAGUUCAUCUGCACGCACAGUGAGGCGAAGUCUUUUGGAGGAUGGCCUGGUGUCAAGAAAGGCAGCGAGGAAGCCACUUCUCUCCAGGAAAAACAUCAGGGACAGACUGAUAUUCUGCAAAAGGUACAGGGAUUGGACUGCUGAGGACUGGGGUAAAGUCAUUUUCUCUAAUUUUCUCUAAUGGGGCAUCCGGAAAAAAGCUUGUCCGGAGAAGACAAGGUGAGUGCUACCAUCAGUCCUGUGUCAUGCCAACAGUAAAGCAUCCUGAGACCAUUCAUGUGUGGGGUUGCUUCUCAGCCAAGGGAGUGGGCUCACUCACAACUAAGAACACAGCCAUGAAUAAAGAAUGGUACCAACACAUCCUCCGGAGAGCAACUUCUCCCAACCAUCCAAAAACAGUUUGGUGAUGAAAAAUGCAUUUUCCAGCAUGAUGAAGCACCUUGCCAUAAGGCAAAAGUGAUAACUAAGUGGCUUGGGGAACAAAACAUCGAAAUUUUGGGUCCAUGGCCAGCAACUCCCCAGACCUUAAUCCCAUUGCGAACUUGUGGUCAAUCCUCAAGAGGCGGGUGGACAAACAAAAACCCACAAAUUCUGACAAACUCCAAGAAUUGAUUAUGCAAGAAUGGGCUGCCAUCAGUCAGGAUGUGGCCCAGAAGUUAAUUGACAGCAUGCCAAGGCGGAUUGCCGAGGUCUUGAAAAAGAAGGGUCAACACUGCAAAUAUUGACUCUUUGCAUAAACUUAAUGUAAUUGUCAAUAAAAGCCUUUGACACUUAUGGAAUGCUUAUAAUUAUACUUCAGUAUACCAUAGUAACAUCUGACAAAAAUAUCUAAAAACACUGAAGCAGCAAACUUUGUGAUGACCAAUACAUUUACGUCAUUUAGCAGACGCUCUUAUCCAGAGCGACUUACAAUACUUGUGUAUUUCUCAAAACUUUUGACCACGACUGUAUAUGUGUGUGUGUGUGUAUAUGUAUGUAUGUAUGUGUGUGUGUGUGUGUGUGUGUGUGUGUGGUGUAUGUAUGUGUAUGUGUGUAUAUAUAUAUAUAUAUAUAUAUAUAUAUAUAUAUAUAUAUAUAUAUAUAUAUAUAUAUAUAUAUAUAUAUAUAUAUAAUUUUAGUCAUUUAGCAGACGCUCUUAUCCAGAGCGACUUACAUAUCUUUGAGUGCAUACAUAUUUUUAUUUUUUUCAUACUGGCCCCCGUGGUGUGUGUGUGUAUAUACACUAACGUUCAAAGGUUUGGGGUCACUUUUCGAAAUAAAAGCAAUUUCUUUGUCCAUUAAAAUAACAUCAAAUUGAUCAGAAAUACAGUGUAGACAUUGUUAAUGUUGUAAAUGGCUAUUGCAGCUGGAAACUGUUGAUUCUUUAUGGAAUAUCUACAUAGGCGUACAGAGGCCCAUUAUCAGCAACCAUCAGUCCUGUGUUCCAAUGGCACAUUGUGUUUGCUAAUCCAAGUUUAUCAUUUUAAAAGGCUAAUUGAUCAUUAGAAAACCCUUUUGCAAUUAUGUUAGCACAACUGAAAACUGUUGUGCUGAUUUAAAGAAGCAAUAAAACUGACCUUCUUGAGACUAGUUGAGUAUCUGGAGCAUCAGCAUUUGUGGGUUCGAUUACAGGAUCAAAAUGGCCAGAAACAAAUAACUUCUGAAACUCGUCAGUCUAUUCUUGUUCUGAGAAAUUGCCAAGAAACUGAAGAUCUCGUACAACGCUGUGUACUACUCCCUUCACAGAACAGCGCAAACUGGCUCUAACCAGAAUAGAAAGAGGAGUGGGAGGCCCCGGUGCACAACUGAGCAAGAGGACAAAUACAUUAGUGUCUAGUUUGAGAAACAGACGCCGCACAGGUCCUCAACUGGCAGCCUCAUAAAAUAGUACCCGCAAAACACCAGUCUCAACGUCAAUAGUGAAGAGGUGACUCCGGGAUGCUGACCUAGGCGUGUGUGUGUGUUUGCAAAGGGUGGCAAUUUGAAGAAUCUCAAAUAUAAAAUAUAUUUUGAUUUGUUUAACACUUGUUUGGUUACUAAAUGAUUCCAUAUGUGUUAUUUCAUAGUUUUGAUGUCUUCACUAUUAUUCUACAAUGUAGAAAAUAGUAAAAAUAAAUAAAAACCCUUGAAUGAGGAGGUGUUCUAAAACUUUCCCCCGGCUUAGACACAGCUUAGACUCUUAUGGGUUAAUAAUAAACUGGUCUUAAAUACAUCUAAAACUAAAAGCAUUGUUUUGAACCAAAUAUAUUCUCUAAGACCUAACCCUCAGAUGGAGUUGUGUACAAAGGGUGUGACUCCUAGGAAGCUAAUCUCCUAGGUUUAACAUUGGAUGGUCAAUUAUGGUCACGUCAUAUUGACAAAGUUGUUGUGAAGAUGGGGAGGGUUAUGUUUGUUUAUAAAAAGAUGUUCUGCGUUUUUGACUGUACUAGUUGUUCAGGCUCUUGUCUUGUCCCAUCUUGAUUACUGUCCGAUAAUGUGGUCAAGUGCAGCAAAGAAAGACCUAGCAAAGCUGCAGCAGACUCAAAACAGAGCAGCACGCCUUGCCCUUAACUGCACAUACAGAACUAACAACAACAUGCAUGCCAGUCUUUCCUGGUUGAUGAGAGAUGAACUGCUUCCCUUCUAGUUUUUAUGAGAAGUAUUACUGUAAUAAAAAUUCCAGAUUGUCUGCAUAAUCAAAUAACAUUCAGCUCAGACACCCAUACAUACCCCACAAGACAUGCCACCAGGGGUCUCUUCACAGUCCCCAAGUCCAAAAAUGAAUUCAUGGUAAUGCACAGUAUUUUACAGAGCCAUGAUCGCAUGGAACUCCCUUCCAUCUCCAAUUACUCAAACAGUAAAAUUACCUUCUUUUUUUUUAUCUCAUGGAACUGCAGGGACUGUGAGGGGACACACACAAACACACUCUAACACACGCAUACUUUAUUUUUUAUUGUGUAUUAUUCUUUUUGUUGUUGAAUUGUUUGUAUAUCAUUGUAUUUUGAAUUUGUGUGACUGUCCUUGUGUGUCAGUGUUGUUACUUCCUGGACCCCAGGAAGAGUAGCUGCUGCUUCUGCAAAAGCUAAUGGGGAUCCAAAUAAACAAAUUAGAAAACGUUGAAAUGUUUCUGCAGUUUUGUUUGUGUCCCUCAAUCUGGAGAUUCAGCUCUUGUUUUGGUUGUAAGAAGUGCCGCAGAAUAGUUUUCAAAGAAGAGACCGUUCUGUGCUCUCUUCGUCCCCUAUUGUGUGUUUUGCCUGUGGGGAUAUCUGGCACUCUGCCUCUCUAGCAAAGUAUCUGAAUCCUCUCAUGCACCCCCUCUGCAAAUGAACGAAGAUGCUGAAAAUGAACAAAGAUGCUGAAAAUGAACAAAGAUACAACACUCGCACUGAUGUCUGUUGAAUCACACAGGGUCGUCCCUCCAUUAUUUUCUCAGGCACAAAGAUCUUCCAUAAUCAUAGCGUUAAACAUCAAUUAAUCAAUCAGCUGGAUGACAUGUAGAUAGCAUGAUAUCCUACAAGUAUUCUAACCCCUAUUCCUCUCUCUCUGUUUCAGGGUAAGAAGUUUGAGAUCCUGCCGGAUGGUCUUCCGUCGGCCCGUAAACUGAUCUACUACACCGGUUGUCCCCUACGGUCCCGCCACCUCCUACAGUUGCUCAGCAACAGCCACCGUCUCUACAUGAACCUGCAGCCUGUUCUCAAACAGGUCCGCAGGCUGGAGGAGAACGAAGGUAAACUACCUACCUGGCCACACCUACCUGGCCACACCUACUUCUACCUGGCCACACCUACCUGGCCACACCUAUCUGGACACACCUACCUCUACCUGGCCACACCUACCUCUACCUGGCCACACCUACCUGGCCAUGCUGCCAUCUUGACUCCUGGAAUCUCCUGGUGUCUCCUGGAAUCUCAGCAUUCCUUCCCUUAGCCAAUUGUAAUGUUGAUAUUAACAUUUACAUAUUAGCAGACGCUGUUUUCCAGAGUGACUUACAGGAGCAAUUAGGGUGAAGUGCCUUGCUCAAGGGCACAGACAGAUUUUUCACCUAGUCGGCUCGGGGAUUCAAACCAGCGACCUUACGGUUACCGGCCUAACGCUCUUAACAGCUAGGCUACCUGCUGCCAUAUAUUCAUUUUUUUCAGUCAUCUUUCAUGUGUCGGGCAUAUCCAUAAUGCCUUAGGAGCGAAUUCUAUAUCUGACCAGCUCCUGUAAGGUUCUUUAGCUGUGGUACUGCUGUAUCUAACCCUGUCUGUCCCUCCUCUCCAGACAAGAAGCAGUACCGUGAGUCGUACAUCAGCGACGCGUUGGAGCUGGAUAUGGACCGGCUGGACAAGCGUUCCCGGGCCAGCGGCAGCAGCGCCGGCAGCACCGUGUCUCACCUCAAAUGCCUGUCUCGCCACUCCACUGCCAGCCACAGCAGCUCACACACCUCGGGGGUGGAGACAGACAGUUUCCUUGCCCCCGGAGGGGCCCUGCACCGGGCCCUGAGGACCUGCAGCUCCUCAACGACUAGCCAUGGGAGCUCACACACCUCGGGGGUGGAGAGCGGGUGCAAGGAGCGCAUGCUGGACGAUGAUGGUAAGGCAAUCGAUUGCACACACGGCAAGGGACAUACACAUGGAACACACAUAUACACUGUUUGUCAUGCCUUCUCCCCUGCUCCACUAGUGAUCAUCACUGGCCCUCUGUCUGUCUGACUGUCCCUCCAGAGAAUAAUAUUAGUGUCUGUCUGACUGUCCCUCCAGAGAUUAAUAUUAGUGUCCGUCUGUCCCUCCAGCGAUUUAAUAUUAGUGUCUGUCUGUCUGUCCCUCCAGAGAUUAAUAUAUAUAUAUAUAUAUAUAUUAGGGGGUAGAUCAGCUUUAAUAUUGCAGAUAGAUUACAUACAAUGGGGAGAACAAGUAUUUGAUACACUGCCGAUUUUGCAGGUUUUCCUACUUACAAAGCAUGUAGAGGUCUGUAAUUUUUGUCAUAGGUACACUUCAACUGUGAGAGAUGGAAUCUAAAACAAAAAUCCAGAAAAUCACAUUGUAUGAUUUUUAAGUAAUUAAUUUGCAUUUUAUUGGAUGACAUAGGUAUUUGAUCACCUACCAACCAGUAAGAAUUCCGGCUCUCACAGACCUGUUAGUUUUUCUUUAAGAAGCCCUCCUGUUCUCCACUCAUUACCUGUAUUAACUGCACCUGUUUGAACUCGUUACCUGUAUAAAAGACACCUGUCCACACACUCAAUCAAACAGACUCCAACCUCUCCACAAUGGCCAAGACCAGAGAGCUGUGUAAGGACAUCAGGGAUAAAAUUGUAGACCUGCACAAGGCUGCGAUGGGCUCCAGGACAAUAGGCAAGCAGCUUGGUGAGAAGGCAACAACUGUUGGUGCAAUUAUUAGAAAAUGGAAGAAGUUCAAGAUGACGGUCAAUCACCCUCGGUCUGGGGCUCCAUGCAAGAUUUCACCUUGUGGGGCAUCAAUGAUCAUGAGGAAGGUGAGGGAUCAGCCCAGAACUACACGGCAGGACCUGGUCAAUGACCUGAAGAGAGCUGGGACCACAGUCUCAAAGAAAACCAUUAGUAACACACUACGCCGUCAUGGAUUAAAAUCCUGCAGCGCACGCAAGGUCCCCCUGCUCAAGCCAGCGCAUGUCCAGGCCCGUCUGAAGUUUGCCAAUGACCAUCUGGAUGAUCCAGAGGAGGAAUGGGAGAAGGUCAUGUGGUCUGAUGAGACAAAAAUAGAGCUUUUUGGUCUAAACUCCACUCGCCGUGUUUGGAGGAAGAAGGAUGAGUACAACCCCAAGAACACCAUCCCAACUGUGAAGCAUGGAGGUGGAAACAUCAUUCUUUGGGGAUGCUUUUCUGUAAAGGGGACAGGACGACUGCACCGUAUUGAGGGGAGGAUGGAUGGGGCCAUGUAUCGUGAGAUCUUGGCCAACAACCUCCUUCCUUCAGUAAGAGCAUUGAAGAUGGGUCGUGGCUGGGUCUUCCAGCAUGACAACGACCCGAAACACACAGCCAGGGCAACUAAGGAGUGGCUCCAUAAGAAGCAUCUCAAGGUCCUGGAGUGGCCUAGCCAGUCUCCAGACCUGAACCCAAUAGAAAAUCUUUGGAGGGAGCUGAAAGUCCGUAUUGCCCAGCGACAGCCCCGAAACCUGAAGGAUCUGGAGAAGGUCUGUAUGGAGGAGUGGGCCAAAAUCCCUGCUGCAGUGUGUGCAAACCUAGUCAAGACCUACAGGAAACGUAUGAUCUCUGUAAUUGCAAACAAAGGUUUCUGUACCAAAUAUUAAGUUCUGCUUUUCUGAUGUAUCAAAUACUUAUGUCAUGCAAUAAAAUGCAAAUUAAUUACUUAAAAAUCAUACAAUGUGAUUUUCUGGAUUUUUGUUUUAGAUUCAGUCUCUCACAGUUGAAGUGUACCUAUGAUAAUAAUUACAGACCUCUACAUGCUUUGUAAGUAGGAAAACCUGCAAAAUUGGCAGUGUAUCAAAUACUUGUUCUCCCCACAUACAUACAUACAGUUGAAGUCAGAAGUUUACAUACACCUUAGCCAAAUACAUUUAAACAAUUCCUGACAUUUAAUCCUAGUAAAAAUUCCCUGUUUUAGGUCAGUUAGGAUCACCACUAUAUUUUAAGAAUGUGAAAUGUCAGAAUAAUAGUAGAGAGAAUUAUUUCUUUCAGCUUUUAUUUCUUUCAUCACAUUCCCAGUGGGUCAGAAGUUUACAUACACUCAAUUAGUAUUUGGUAGCAUUGCCUUUAAAUAUUUUAACUUGGGUCAAACGUUUUGUGUAGCCUUCCACAAGCUUCCCACAAUAAGUUGGGUGAAUUUUGGCCCAUUCCUCCUGACAGAGCUGGUGUAACUGAGUCAGGUUUGUAGGCCUCCUUACUCGCACACGCUUUUUCAGGAUGAAAAGGAUGAACCAGACUUGUGGAGGUCUACAAUUAUUUUUCUGAGGUCUUGGCUAAUUUCUUUUGAUUUUCCCAUGAUGUCAAGUAAAGAGGCACUGAGUUUGAAGGUAGGCCUUGAAAUACAUCCACAGGUACACCUCCAUUUGACUCAAAUGAUGUCAAUUAGCCUAUCAGAAGCUUCUAAAGUCAUUUUCUGGAAUUUUCCAAGCUGUUUAAAGGCACAGUCAACUUAGUGUAUGUAAACAUCUGACCCACUGGAAUUGUGAUACAGUGAAUUAUGGGUGAAAUAAUCUGUCUGUAAACAAUUGUUGGAAAAAUUACUUGUGUCAUGCACAAAGUAGAUGUCCUAACCGACUUGCCAAAACUAUAGUUUGUUAACAAGACAUUUGUGGAGUGGUUGAAAAACGAGUUUUAAUGACUCCAACCUAAGUGUAUGUAAACUUCCGACUUCAACUGUGUAUAUUAAUCUCUGUCCUUCCAGAGAUUAAUAGUAGUGUCUGUCUGUCCCGCCAGAGAUUACUAUUUGUGUCUGUCUGUCCCUCUAGAGAUUGAUAUUUCUGUCUGUCCCUGCAGAGAUUGAGAUGUUAGUAGACGACCCUAAAGACUAUGAGGAGCUCCAUGAGCUGACCCUGGAGCUGAACCAGGACCUGUGCAUCCACAUCACUGAGGACAUGCUGAACAUGUCCCCUGACCAGACCAACGGAUACUCGGGUACAUACAACCACUGUCUUACCUUAUCUACCCAGACCAACAGAUACUCCGGUACAUACAGUGGGGAAAAAAAGUAUUUAGUCAGCCACCAAUUGUGCAAGUUCUCCCACUUAAAAAGAUGAGAGAGGCCUGUAAUUUUCAUCAUAGGUACACGUCAACUAUGACAGACAAAUUGAGAAAAAAAUAUCCAGAAAAUCACAUUGUAGGAUUUUUUCUGAAUUUAUUUGCAAAUUAUGGUGGAAAAUAAGUAUUUGGUCACCUACAAACAAGCAAGAUUUCUGGCUCUCACAGACCUGUAACUUCUUCUUUAAGAGGCUCCUCUGUCCUCCACUCGUUACCUGUAUUAAUGGCACCUGUUUGAACUUGUUAUCAGUAUAAAAGACACCUGUCCACAACCUCAAACAGUCACACUCCAAACUCCACUAUGGCCAAGACCAAAGAGCUGUCAAAGGACACCAGAAACAAAAUUGUAGACCUGCACCAGGCUGGGAAGACUGAAUCUGCAAUAGGUAAGCAGCUUGGUUUGAAGAAAUCAACUGUGGGAGCAAUUAUUAGGAAAUGGAAGACAUACAAGACCACUGAUAAUCUCCCUCGAUCUGGGGCUCCACGCAAGAUCUCACCCCGUGGGGUCAAAAUGAUCACGAGAACGGUGAGCAAAAAUCCCAGAACCACACGGGGGGACCUAGUGAAUGACCUGCAGAGAGCUGGGACCAAAGUAACAAAGCCUACCAUCAGUAACACACUACGCCGCCAGGGACUCAAAUCCUGCAGUGCCAGACGUGUCCCCCUGCUUAAGCCAGUACAUGUCCAGGCCCGUCUGAAGUUUGCUAUAGUGCAUUUGGAUGAUCCAGAAGAGGAUUGGGAGAAUGUCAUAUGGUCAGAUGAAACCAAAAUAGAACUUUUUGGUAAAAACUCAACUCGUCGUGUUUGGAGGACAAAGAAUGCUGAGUUGCAUCCAAAGAACACCAUACCUACUGUGAAGCAUGGGGGUGGAAACAUCAUGCUUUGGGGCUGUUUUUCUGCAAAGGGACCAGGACGACUGAUCCGUGUAAAGGAAAGAAUGAAUGGGGCCAUGUAUCGUGAGAUUUUGAGUGAAAACCUCCUUCCAUCAGCAAGGGCAUUGAAGAUGAAACGUGGCUGGGUCUUUCAGCAUGACAAUGAUCCCAAACACACCGCCCGGGCAACGAAGGAGUGGCUUCGUAAGAAGCAUUUCAAGGUCCUGGAGUGGCCUAGCCAGUCUCCAGAUCUCAACCCCAUAGAAAAUCUUUGGAGGGAGUUGAAAGUCUGUGUUGCCCAGCGACAGCCCCAAAACAUCACUGCUCUAGAGGAGAUCUGCAUGGAGGAAUGGGCCAAAAUACCAGCAACAGUGUGUGAAAACCUUGUGAAGACUUACAGAAAACGUUUGACCUGUGUCAUUGCCAACAAAGGGUAUAUAACAAAGUAUUGAGAAACUUUUGUUAUUGACCAAAUACUUAUUUUCCACCAUAAUUUGCAAAUAAAUUCAUAAAAAAUCCUACAAUGUGAUUUUCUGGAGAAAAAAAAUCUCAUUUUGUCUGUCAUAGUUGACGUGUACCUAUGAUGAAAAUUACAGGCCUCUCUCAUCUUUUUAAGUGGGAGAACUUGCACAAUUGGUGGCUGACUAAAUACUUUUUUUCCCCACUGUACAACCACUUGCUGUCUUCAUUCACCCUGUCUUAGGACAGCCUCCUAUCUCAGUGCGUCAGUGAGACUGGUUGAAUUGAACUUGGCUGGGAGGUCAACGGAUGGUGUUGUAGUAGUAUUAGUUGUUGUUUUUUUAUGAAUGUCCUCCGCUCUGUCUGCACUGUAGGACUCAUAGUGAAGGACGUCCGCUCAUCCACCUCCAGUUCCUCUGAGACCGUGGUCAAGAUGAGAGGCAAGAGCAUCGAGUCUCUUCCUCAGGUCAGUGACAGUUACGACAUAUCCUGUUUGGUACUGACUAGGGAUGUUAACAGUUAACCGUUUUUCCCGGUUAGCCAGCAAAAUACAUUUGACCGGUCAUGCUUAUCGGCCUAUAGGUUAAUUUGCAUAAUUGAGUGGACUUAAAUUGAUGUGUGUGUAUUUUCGUUAGUUCGUCAGGCAUCUUAUUUACCACACGCGCACAGCAAUAUGCUACAUGAGCGGAAAUAAAAUCACCUGUCGGACAGCGAGAGCUGUUCUAUUGGUUUUCAUAUCCAUUUUAUUUCGUUGUCGAGAAGCCAAAGGCACCUUCCUAGUCAUAUUAGCAACCCAUCCUAGUUGUUGCAUUUUAGAUCCUCUUUCUUUCUAAGUUUCUAACAGAUAUUUUCAUCUCUCACACAUGGAGCUGCUGGCAUCUGGUUCGCUGUUUAGAACAGUGUUUUUCCCCGCGAAUUGCAUUUUGGCAAAUGUUGGAAAUGUUUUUAAUUGGCUGCUUUGUUACAGUAGUUGUAUGUUCAGUAACAGCCUUUAGGCUGUGAGAUGAUUGGCUCGCUACUGUUGCAUGAUUCAAGUAAGCUCUAUAAUGAAACAUCUGUUCCUUGUAUGCACACAUAGUAUUUUCAAAUCAAAUCAAAUUGUAUUUGCCACAUGUGCCGAAUACAACAGGUGUAGACAUUACAGUGAAAUGCUUACUUACAAGCCCUUAACCAACAAUGCAUUUUUUUAAGAUAAAAAAAAAAAAAGUGUUAAGUAAAAAAGAUAAAAGCGAAUAACUAAAGAGCAGCAGUGAAAUAAAUAACAGUAGGGAGGCUAUAUACAGGGGGGUACCGGUACAGAGUCAAUGUGAUGGGGGCACCGGCUAGUCGAGGUAAUUGAGGUAGUAUGUACAUGUGGGUAGAGUUAAAGUGACUAUGCAUACAUAAUAAACAGAGUAGCAGCAGCGUAAAAGAGGGGUAUGGGGUGGGGUGGGGGGGACAAUGCAAAUAGUCCGGGUAGCAAUGAUUAGCUGUUCAGGAGUCUUAUCGCUUGGGGGUAGAAGCUGUUGAAGCAUUUUGGACCUAGACUUGGCGCUCUGGUACCGCUUGCCGUGCGGUAGCAGAGAGAACAGUCUAUGACUAGGGUGGCUGGAGUCUUUGACAAUUUUGAGGGCCUUCCUCUGACACCGCCUGGUAUAGAGGUCCUGGAUGGCAGGAAGCUUGGCCCCAGUGAUGUACUGGGCCGUACGCACUACCCUCUGUAGUACCUUGCGGUCGGAGGCCGAGCAGUUGCCAUACCAGGCGGUGAUGCAACCAGUCAGGAUGCUCUCGAUGGUGCAGCUGUAGAACUUUUCUGAGGACCCAUGCCAAAUCUUUUCAGUCUCCUGAGGGGGAAUAGGCUUUGUCGUGCCCUCUUCACAACUGUCUUGGUGUGUUUGGACCAUGAUAGUUCGUUGGUGAUGUGCACACCAAGGAACUUGAAGUUCUCAACCUUUUCUGUUGGUCAUUUAACUAUUUGGAACAAAUUUCACAGUUUGUUAACUGGUUAAUGAGGGUCAGUUAGUUGGCAGCAAAAUUGACCGAAAUGUGCAUCCCUAGUACUGACAUUUUUCAUUUUAGUUAUUUAGCAGACACUCUAAUCAAGAACGACUUACAAUCAGUGCCUUCAACUAAAGUAGAUAAAACAAUUUAGAUCACUUAUUCCUUUAAAAUAUCAAGUAAAACCUUGAAAUAUCCGCUCUCUGGCUAGAAAUAGUAAGGGAAAAGGCAAGCAGUUUUUACAUAGUAAAAAACAAAACGGAAUACAUUUACUGAUUGUUUUAGUUUUCCUUCUGUGCCGUUCCCCAGACGUCAGUGUGCGGGAAGCCUCAGACGUCGACGGACCGCCACAGCCAAUCCCUGGACGAUGUGCGUCUCUACCAGAAGGGCUGCCUCCAGUGGGCGGAGCUAUGCCAGGACACUGCCCACAGCUACACCUUCGGCUGUGCCCAGGAGCUGAGUGACAGCAGUGGAUACCAGGGCAACCUUGCCGAGCAGUGCGCCGGUAUCCGCGGUGACCAGCUUGACGGCUUCCCCAUCAAGAGGACCAGCAAGUAUUUCUCCCUGGAGCUGACCAACGAAGAGGUCCCAGAGUUUGUGGUGUGA
This is a messenger RNA of Coregonus sp. 'balchen', 38752 nucleotides long. The record is from the annotation of a GenBank genome assembly. Lineage: Eukaryota; Metazoa; Chordata; Actinopteri; Salmoniformes; Salmonidae.